This is a messenger RNA of Neoarius graeffei (lesser salmon catfish), 1911 nucleotides long. RefSeq names its product homeobox D11a (gene hoxd11a). The coding region runs from base 584 to 1423 and encodes 279 amino acids. The record is from RefSeq and is a predicted model, not a curated record. Gene Ontology annotation, molecular function: DNA-binding transcription factor activity, RNA polymerase II-specific; RNA polymerase II cis-regulatory region sequence-specific DNA binding. Gene Ontology annotation, biological process: regulation of transcription by RNA polymerase II; anatomical structure development. Lineage: Eukaryota; Metazoa; Chordata; Actinopteri; Siluriformes; Ariidae. The transcript has 2 exons. Gene Ontology annotation, cellular component: nucleus.
UGGAUUAAAAUCAUAUCGAUCCUAGGCGAUGUUAAUUUAAAGGAUCGAAGGAUCAAAAAAAUAUUAUCAUGUUUAUAAAAGUCAAGUAUAAGGUGUGGAUACCUGGGAAAAGACAAACUAGAUAGUCCUAAAAGUCACGAAAUUGAAGCUUAUUGAAUUGUCAGCAAUGCAAACGCAAUAAUCUGACCAAAAUGUUUUUAAUUUGUUGUAAUCUGUAAUGGUUAGUCUGGAACAAAGUGUCUUUGGUCAUGUAGCACUUCAGCGAUUGUUUAGUUUACAAAUGCCUUGUUUGUGCACAUGGGGAGUUUCAGAAGAUGCAGGCAACCAAUAAUUUGCCGUGUGCUUUUGCCUAUGAGCUGCUCGAGACAGUUCCUAAUGACUGAUAUUGAUAUAUGGUAAUUUCUUUACCGGAUCACAUGACACAAUUACCUCAAGAAUCGAUCAAGAUGAAUUGCACGUCAGCCUACGUUUCCGAUUUUUUUUCUCCCUCACGACUCCUGUCCACACGCCUAUGGUGCAAUAGAUGUACAAAGUUUAACACAGUCGAGUUGCCUGUUCGUGCUCUCUAACGCUAAACCGAGAGAUGACGGACUACGAUGAUCGCGGUAACUGCGCGUCCAAUAUGUAUUUACCGAACUGCACGUACUAUGUCUCGGCGCCUGAUUUCUCGACUGUGUCGUCGUUUUUACCGCAGUCCACAUCGUGUCAAGUUAAUUUCCCAUACUCUUCCAAUAUAGCUCAAGUCCAACCUGUUCGAGAAGUGGCUUUCAGAGACUAUGGACUGGAUCACCCGAGCAAAUGGCAUUACAGGGGCAAUUACGCUUCCUACUAUUCAACGGACGAGAUAAUGCACCGAGAUCUGCUCCAGUCAUCAAACAGGGCGGAAAUGAUAUUUAAAAACGAGUCUGUGUAUAGCCAUCACGGCGGCACGAACUCCGCGUGCAAUUUUUUCACCAACGUCGGCCGAAACGGAGUACUUCCUCAAGGUUUUGACCAAUUUUUCGAAAGUGUUAACGCUGGAAAGCCCAACCCUGAGUCCUCCAGACAAAAGACUGAGCCUACUGUCCCCGGAGAUGCACCAUGUAAUAAAGUGUCCUCAGAUAGCGCGGAUCAGACGAAAAGAGACACUGAAACCACAGAGGAAGAAUCUCCACUACCAACAUGCGAACAAGAGGGGAAGAACAACGGUUCAAGUACAAAGUCCAGAAAAAAGAGGUGCCCAUAUUCAAAAUAUCAGAUCCGGGAACUUGAACGAGAAUUCUUUUUCAACGUGUACAUAAAUAAAGAGAAGCGCCUCCAGUUGUCAAGAAUGCUAAACCUUACAGACCGACAAGUGAAGAUCUGGUUCCAGAACAGAAGGAUGAAAGAAAAAAAACUCAACCGAGAUCGUCUCCAGUACUUCACUGGAAACCCUUUAUUCUGAAAUCAACAGAUUGUCUAUUUUAGCAGACCACGUUCAUGGCUUUAACCGAGUCAUGAUUAUGUAUGUUAUUGGGACAUUAUGCAUUCAACCGAAACAGAUACGCAAGCUAAACUGUUAGGUCUGAUGUAUACUUUUAACUAUGCAAAAAUUUUGGUAGCCUAUUAAAACAAUGAACUCUUACCUCUGUGAAAAUUAUAUCCACAACACGCAAACAAAAAAGAAUGGUACCGAACGGUCGACAAUCUUUUCAUGUUCUAUUGUUUCAUUGUGAUUGCUACAGAAACGUAAUCGUGUUGUAUCUUUUUUUAUUAUUAUUAUUAUUUUAUUUAUUGCAAUUUUCAUGGUACAAGGCUACGUAAGUCACUACAAUUGCAGUAAGCAAAACAAAUUUUGAUUACAGUAAUCAAUGCGUGUUUCCAUUAAUGUAGAAUUGUGUAUGCAUUUGUUUCGGUAGCAUGCUGUGUAUUGGUGUAGUAAAUAAAUAUGAA